Argentina anserina (silverweed cinquefoil) is the source of this 1562-nucleotide messenger RNA. Its product is annotated as B2 protein-like. The record is from RefSeq and is a predicted model, not a curated record. NCBI's taxonomy places the organism in Eukaryota, Viridiplantae, Streptophyta, Magnoliopsida, Rosales, Rosaceae. Bases 290 to 1255 code for a protein of 321 amino acids. The transcript has 7 exons.
ACUUUAUCCACCACCCAUAUUCACCGUCGUCGUCGUCUUCAACCUCCACCACUGUCGAAGCUCGAUUUCCAGCAUAUGGGAAAAAGGCGAGGCAACAAGUUGAGCAAAAGAGGCCUAACUAGAGACCAUGAUGGUAGGAUUAGGAAGAUAUAUAAGAGUUUUACAUUGAAAAAGAAAAAAUCUCUGAGGCGAAUCUUCCUUCCCUGAGACUAACUGAGCUUACCAGUGGCAAUUGUGCUUCCAAUCGAGCUACUAGCUAGAGAGAGGCUACGACCAAAGCACAAAGAGAAUGACAGUUGGGGGUUCCUUUUCUGGAUUUAUCUUUAUGUGUAAUGGGAAGACUAAACCCGAAUGUUACCGGAAUCGCGUUUUUGGAAUGCCACUGGCGAAAGAAGAUGUUGUAAAGACAGUUAAAAAGGGUACACAUCUGUUUUUGUAUGACUUUGACUUGAAGCUCCUUUAUGGCACGUACCAGGCGACUUCAGAUGGAGCAUUAGAUUUGGAGCCAGUUGCAUUACAGGGAAAAUUUCGCGCACAGGUCAGGUUUAAGAUUUCCAAGGAUUGUUUGCCGCUUCAUGAAAGCUCUUUUAAAACAGCCAUAAGGGACAAUUACCAGGGUGGUAAGUUUAAACAAGAGCUGAAUAACAAACAGGUCCGUGCUCUAAUCUCAUUGUUCCGCCCAAUUGCGUCAGUUUCUGCUGCCCAUCACCGAGAUGUGGUUGUGCCAUAUCCACAUUAUGAUAAAUAUGAUGCGGAAGCACGUAUUGCACAUGUUCAGCCUCUCAUAGAGCCUCGGCAUGAUAUUAAGUACCCUGCAGACUUAAAUUAUCUAACAGCGGCCCCUGAGCCAUACGUUCCUGAAGAACCAUUGUGCUCUCAUGAUACAUAUAGAAGGUAUGCAAUCACACAUGGGCAGGAUAUUGUUCCUGGUAUCCAAAUUGUUUCAUAUGGAGAUGUGUAUCUCUUGUCACAAUUGCUGAAGGAGAGAGAAAGAUACAUUGUUUCCCAUUGCGAUUAUAUUGCUGAAACUUAUAGUCGACACUUGCCAACUCUUGCAGCCUCACAGUUUAGGUCACAGUCAUCAUCUUAUGGGUUACCCUCAACUUACCAACCAAAUUAUCAAGCAACGACCCAACUGGAUCAGAACCAGGUUGAUCAUGAUCCUUUUCAGAGACCAUUGUAUAGAAGCUCUUAUGUGACAGAUGCGCCAAUCUAUUCUCGCUUAUCUUCCACUGGAGCUACCCGCUACUACUGAAUGAAACUUGAAUUUGCAAACAUUCUCACUGGCUUGAAGGAACCAAUCAAGUUAGAAGAAUCUGCCUCAGCUAGUCGCUUGCUAGAAUUACUGCAGACUGGUGCACGUAGGAAACUUGGUAGAUACAUAACUUGACCACUUCUGCAGGAUAGAUUUACCUUAUGUGUUCUUGUACAUAUUUCUUGGUAAUCUGAUAUCAAACUUUCUUGAAGACUUGAUGAACUAUGUGACUGAGGUCUGUGUACUCAUGCCACCCAAUUUAGUUUGGGCCUAGAAGAUGGGUUUAGCUGUUCGAUUUCAAUCUUAA